Molecule: messenger RNA, 3812 nt
Organism: Octopus bimaculoides (California two-spot octopus)
Lineage: Eukaryota; Metazoa; Mollusca; Cephalopoda; Octopoda; Octopodidae
Product: unconventional myosin-Id
Biological process (GO): actin filament organization; actin filament-based movement; endocytosis
Cellular component (GO): microvillus; cytoplasm; myosin complex
Molecular function (GO): ATP binding; actin filament binding; microfilament motor activity
Source: RefSeq, a predicted model, not a curated record
UCAUUCUAUAUCCUUUUUUCAAUGCUGAUUAAUUGAAACUUCUCUUUUUCUCUCUCUCUCCCUCCCUCCCUCUCACCAUCCCUACAGUCACGCCCACACUCGCAUAUUUCCACCGUAACUCAAGCCAACCUUCACUAUUAGUCCAGUCAACUGUUAUCUUGAAGCUAAGCCCCUGUCUCCGAGGCUCCGUUACUUUAAUACUAGUAGUUGCAGCAUUCCGCCCAUAUUUUCUUACUCUUCCCUCCUCUCCAACCGCCAGCGAAGCAUUCGAUGUUAUUACUUCUUCGCUGUUGCCGUGUUCACUGAUUUUCAUUUCCCAUUCAAGUAGCAUGGCAUUACCAGUUUGUGAGAAACAACAGCUGUCUCCUUACGACACGAUAUAUAUCUAAAGAAAAGGAAAUUACUAAUAUUUUGCUCGAGCACCUGCCUGAGCUGUCCCAACUUGGCCGAGCUAACUUCACAACUAAUAUACACCCAGUGACAUAAGUGUUGUCUCUGUCGACACAAAAACUACCCAACAGAAGUAUGGCAGCAAUUCACGAGGGACCCGAAUUUGGUAUUGGGGAUUUUGUUUUACUAUCCGACCUCACAUUGGAUAGCUUUAUGGACAAUUUAAAAACUAGGUUUCAGAAAAAUCGAGUUUAUACUUACAUUGGUGAAGUGGUUGUUUCAUUGAAUCCUUACAAAUCCAUGGACAUCUAUGGAGAAAACUAUAUAUCAGAGUACAAAGGCAGAGAGCUAUAUGAGCGUCCACCCCAUAUAUUUGCCCUUGCAGACAGUGCUUAUAAAACAAUGAAACGCACAAACAAAGAUACUUGCAUUGUGAUAUCAGGGGAAAGUGGAUCUGGGAAGACUGAAGCUUCAAAGAUUAUUAUGAGAUAUAUUGCAGCUGUAACAAAUAUUAGUGGGCAACAAGAAGUGGAACGGGUCAAAGACAUCUUAAUUAAAUCUAAUUGCAUUCUUGAAGCCUUUGGCAAUGCCAAAACAAAUCGUAAUGAUAAUUCUAGUCGGUUUGGAAAAUAUAUGGACAUAAAUUUUAACUUCAAAGGAGACCCUGUUGGAGGCCAUAUUCAAAACUACCUUUUGGAGAAGUCACGGGUGGUUUAUCAACAAGAAGGAGAAAGAAAUUUUCAUGCUUUUUAUCAGCUUUUGUUUGGUGCAUCUGAAAGUAAACUGAAAGAACUGGGUCUUGAGAGGAAUGCAGCUCACUACCAUUAUAUUAACCAAGGAGGAGAACAGAAAGUGAACUCAGUAAAUGAUCGCAAGGAUUACCGGACUGUCAUGGAAGCUAUGAAAGCUUUAUCUUUUAAUUUUAAACACGUGGAAACCAUUUGGAAGAUUGCUACUGCCAUUCUUCUUCUGGGAAACAUUGAUUUUGAAGUUAAUGAAGAAGUCCUUGGCAUAUCUUCUAAAUCCAACCUCUCUCUAAUUGCCUCUUUGUUGUCUAUUAAUGUUGAAGACUUAGAAACAACAUUGUGUUCACGUGUUGUGGCAGCCGGUGGUGAUGUUGUGCGAAAAGAAUUCACUAUAUCAGAUGCAUUUUAUACACGUGAUGCUCUAGCAAAGGCCACAUAUGACCGUAUGUUUACUUGGAUUGUUGACCGGAUCAAUGAAGCUAUUGAUGUGAAUGCUACAGGUUUUUCUUCCUCUGGAAAACAAACUGUCAUUGGAGUACUUGAUAUAUAUGGCUUUGAGAUUUUUGAAAAUAAUAGUUUUGAGCAAUUUUGCAUUAAUUAUUGUAAUGAGAAAUUGCAACAGUUGUUUAUUGAGUUGGUUUUGAAACAAGAACAGGAUGAAUACAACAGUGAAGGAAUUGAGUGGGUCCAUGUAGAAUAUUUCAACAACAAAAUAAUCUGUGAUUUGGUUGAACAAUCCCAUAAAGGAAUAUUGGCUUUAUUGGAUGAAGCUUGUCUUACCCCAGGGAAAAUGACUGAUGCGAAAUUCCUAGAAGAACUUUCCAAAACCCUUAAUAAACAUGAACAUUUUACUUGUCGUACUUUGUCACCAGCAGAUAAGAGCAUGGAACAUGGCCGAGAUUUUCGGAUAAAACAUUAUGCAGGAGAUGUAACAUACAAUGUCAAUGGAUUUUUGGAUAAAAAUAAAGACACUCUCUACCAAGAUAUUAAAAGAAUGCUCUUCAAUAGCAAAGACGAAUUACUAAAACUUAUGUGGCCAGAUGGCAGCCUUAAAAUAUCUGAGACCACAAAACGUCCCCCAACAGCUGGUACCAACUUCAAAAACUCAAUAAUUACUCUUGUAGCCAAUUUGGCAAGCAAAGAACCCCAUUAUGUGCGAUGUAUCAAACCAAAUGAUACCAAAUCUCCAGUACAUUUUGAUGAUGAAAGGAUCUGUCAUCAAGUGAUGUAUCUUGGAUUAAUGGAAAAUGUCAGAGUCCGCAGAGCUGGCUUUGCUUUUAGAACAACAUAUACCAGGUUUCUUACCAGAUAUAAAUGUAUUUGCUCAGCAACCUGGCCCAACUAUAAUGGUGCACUGAAACAAGGGGUUAAGGAAAUUAUUACAGAACAUAAUAUCAGCUCAGAAGUGGAAUAUGGCAAAACAAAGAUUUUUAUACGUUCACCCAAAAUACUUUUCUAUUUAGAGGCAUCAAGAGAGAAAGUUAUACCGUCUCUGGUUCUCAUUCUUCAGAAGAUGUGGCGUGGUACUUUGGCCCGUAGAUAUGUUAAUAGGCUACGAGCAGUGUAUGCAAUAAGAAAUGCUUAUAGGAAAUACCGAAUUCACCGUUUCUUCAAUGAAAUGCAGCAUUUGUUCAGGAAUGUAAAAAAGAGAAAGAAUUAUGGAAAGAAUCUAACCUGGCCUAACUAUCCUGUUGUUAUAAAAGACUUUAUGCCUAUUUUAACAUUGGCUUAUCAUCGAUGGUGGGCAUGGAUGAAGAUAGAAACCAUACCCAAGGAUGAACGGACAAUGUUUCACAUGAAAAUACUGACAGCAGAAAUGUUGAAAGGGCAGCGGCCAGAAUGGGGUUUAAAACGAAAAUGGGAAGGCAACUAUCUCCUUCAGUGUAAGGAAAACUCAAAUACUGCUGAUUAUGUUUCUCGAAUGAACAGUUUAAAAAAGAAAGAUGGUUAUUCAGCUGUACUAUUUGCUUCUUUUGUUAGAAAGAUAAAUAAGAACAACAAAUCAUCUGAAAGAGCUGUGGCCAUCACUGACAGACAUUUUUACAAGUUUGACCACAAAAAGAAAUUUAAAUUAAUGAAAUCUGGAAUUCCAUUUGUUAAUCUAACUGGUCUGAGCGUGUCACCAGAUACAGACCAACUUAUUAUAUUUCACAUGAAUGAUGGCAAUGAUCUUGUUGUAAGCCUUCAACAUCCAGGCCAAGAAGACAGAGUUGGAGAAGUGAUCGGUGCUAUUUGUAAGAACUGGCAUCACUUAACCAAACAAGAUUUAAAAGUCUUUGUUGGGAAGAAUUUGAAAUGUAUGCUGGGAGAUAAACAGCGCAAUAUCCGUGUGCAUUUCUCUGCUGAUUAUAUCAACCGUGAACCAGAAUUUCGUAAAGAAAAUGGAAAUAUGACACUAAUGUGGCCUGCCAAUACGAAUAAGAUGCUGUUUAACAAUUCCUAACUAUUACUGACUUUUAUUGGAAUCUUGGAUUUGCUGCUGUUUGGCUGUCAAAUUGUUGCCAUGGUUACAUACAACGUAUAAAAAUUAAUCAUUCCACCCCAGCCACUACUUGGUUCUUCACACACUUUUUUCAUUUUUUGACAAUAGAAAAUAGUUUCUCAUAAAUCCAAAUGUUCUGAUGAGAAUUGCAAUUCUACUAAUUAAAGAGCAACGAAUUUUGUUUAAAAAACCAA